AUGGCCCUACUAGUCUAUGUGGAUGAUAUUGUGGUUGCAAGUGCUGACUUAGAAUCUAUUCAAGGAGUUAAAACACAACUCAAUGAGAGGUUUCAGAUAAAAGACUUGGGACCUAUGAAAUAUUUCCUUGGGUUGGAGGUGGCUAGACACACAAAAGGCAUUGCUGUUUGUCAAAGAAAGUAUGCUCUAGAGUUGCUUGAUGAUACAGGUUUCAUUAAUUCAAAACCUGUUUAUAGUCCAACAGUUCUUUCACAAAAGCUGAGUAAAAAUGAGGGCCAACCUCUUGAGGACAACAUACAAUACAGAAGAAUAGUGGGCAAGCUCCUGUACCUAACUGUCACUAGACCUGACAUUGGGUUUGCUACACAACAAUUAUCUCAAUAUCUGGACAAACCCACUCAUUUACAUCUCCAGGCUGCCCACAGAGUGUUAAGAUACAUAAAAGCUGCCCCUGGCCAAGGGCUCUUCUUUCCAACAGACUCCAACUUGCAAUUGAAAGCUUUUUCUGACUCUGACUGGGGAGCUUGCAUUGACACAAGAAGAUCAGUAACAGGCUUCUGUAUUUUCUUAGGGAAUGCUUUGAUCUCUUGGAAGUCCAAGAAGCAGCCCACAAUCUCAAAGUCAUCCUCAGAGGCUGAGUACAGGGCUUUAGCAGCCACCACUUGUGAGAUACAGUGGCUAUUUUUCUUGCUGACAGAUUUGGGUAUUAAUCACAAUGGAGCUGUGGCUGUAUAUUGUGACAGUAAAUCUGCUAUUGCUAUUGCCGAAAAUCCAGUCUUCCAUGAGAGGACUAAACACAUUGAGCUAGACUGCCACUUGGUAAGGGAGAAAUUAAACAAUGGGAUCAUCAAGUUGCUGCACAUCACUUCAGAGAAUCAGUUGGCUGAUCCUUUUACCAAGUCUCACUGCCCAAAAUCUUUCCAUUCUUAUAUCUCCAAGCUUGGAUUGUUGGACUUGUACAAUCCAGCUUGA
Ipomoea nil (Japanese morning glory) is the source of this 972-nucleotide messenger RNA. RefSeq lists its product as uncharacterized. The transcript has a single exon. NCBI's taxonomy places the organism in Eukaryota, Viridiplantae, Streptophyta, Magnoliopsida, Solanales, Convolvulaceae. Bases 1 to 972 code for a protein of 323 amino acids. The record is from RefSeq and is a predicted model, not a curated record.